AUUGUGGUCCUCGUGUUUUCGCUAUCCUGCAAUGCCUCUAGACGGACAUGAGUACCUGGUUGCGCAAGGCUGGAAGGGAAAAGGCACAGCUCUACGGGAAGGAGCAAUAAGUCGACCCAUCGCCGUCACGCAGAAGAAAAACCUUGGUGGUGUGGGCAAGGACAGGGACGAGGCCUUCCCGUUCUGGGACCAUUUGUUUGCGGCUGCGGCGUCUGCCAUAACCUUGAAGGUGGACGACUCGGAUGAGGAUGCAGAUGACUCCUAUAAAGCAGGACAAUCUACACCACUCGAGUUUACGCGAACGAGCACCGGCAUCCUUUCAAACCGACGUCCAGUAUCGGGCACGCCGGCUUCCGCCUCCCUCGCCACCUCUGGCACAUCGACUCCAGAUGCGCAUCCCGAUACACCCCGGAUGAGCCUCAUGGCGACCGCCAAGCGCGAGGCUGCCAAGAGGGGACUCUACUCGAGAUUUUUCCGCGGGCCGGUGUUGGGGCCGGAGACCGCGAUGGAACCGACGAUGCAAGUCGAGCAGGAGAAGCCGAUCGCGAUGGAUGUGGAGAUGGAUCACAGCACGACGGUCAUAGGACACGCGAAGGAGCCUGUGGCGAAGGAGCAGGGGCCUGACGAGGCGAAGCGGAAGAAGCGGAAGAGAGGCGGUGAAGACGGGAGUGGAAAUGUUAGCGGAUCGAAUGAGGUGGUGGAAUCGUCGGAGGGGAGAGAAUGGAGACGAGAGGAGAAACCGUUGGGAAAGGAUCAGAAGAAGGACGAGAAGGCAAGGCGGAAGGAAGAGAAACGGAGGAAGAAGGAGGCGAAGGCGCGCGCUAGCGCGCACGACGACGCUGAAACAGAGGAUACCACCACACAGUCGAUCCCUACCACCGCAGGGAGUAGAAUCGGAGCAAGGGAAAACCAGGUUACGAGGGCGAAGGCGGCGAAAAGACGCAAACGAAAUGAUGCAGGAAAGACGGCGACGGAUGAACGGACGGAGAAGGAGAAAGAGGAGAAACCAUCAGAGAAGGGAAGGGUGGAGACGGAUGACGACGAAAAAGAGGAUCAGUUCGAGGCGAAGCGCGCGGAGAAGAACAGACGACGAGCAGAACGUGCAGCAAGGAAGGAAGUCAAGGCUGCUGCAAGAAAGGCCACGGAGGAGGAAAACCGCGCAGCACCAAAGCCAAAAAAGAAACGGAAGGUUGAAUGA
This is a messenger RNA of Punctularia strigosozonata HHB-11173 SS5, 1198 nucleotides long. RefSeq lists its product as uncharacterized. Bases 32 to 1198 code for a protein of 388 amino acids. NCBI's taxonomy places the organism in Eukaryota, Fungi, Basidiomycota, Agaricomycetes, Corticiales, Punctulariaceae. The transcript is spliced from 3 exons. The record is from RefSeq and is a predicted model, not a curated record.